CCCGGAUCACGCUACAGUAGCUUCCAACUUGUUCUUCUGCAGCAGCACGCCGUUGCCUGAUGCCUUGACUCACUCCGUCAUCACCAACAAUUCUAACACGCCACCUGUCUACCGCUGCGCCGUCUCCUGCUACUCCUACCUGCUCCGGCUGCAGAGACGAGCAACUACUUAUUAUUGCCUCGCUGCCCGCCCCGCCAAACCCGCAACCUGCUGCAAGCCCCAACCCCGCUGCGACGCUCGCUUCAACCUCAUGGCAUCCAACGGCUUACCAGCCAAGGCCGCCUCGCCUCCCGGUUCACCAGCACGCUCUGCCUCUGUGUCGCUCCAGGCAGCCGCCACCAUGAAUGCCGGUCUCCAGAGAGAGCCCUCUCCACGUAUGCUUUACCCGUCUGCAGUGCAGCAGCCACGGGUCACAUCCCAGUCCACCGCCGCAUGCUUUACUGACACUAGCUGUUUCUUUCUAGGCUCCUCCUCAGGCUCGCUUGCCCGCCAAAGUCUGUCGUCCCAGUCUGCCAAUAGACGACGCUCAAACGUUCUCCUCAACUUACAGCUCAACGACCCCUCGAUUCCUGGGCCCGGCGAAAUGGUCGCCGAUGGCGGUGCUCAGAGCAGGUUGAGCCCCGGCCUGCGAAGCAGAUCGCCCUCAAGCGUUGACCCCAGUCACCACCGAGCUCCCAGUUUGGGCGAACUGCAUCAAGAGCUAGAGGCUGAGCAAGAGAGUCAAGUGAAUCGCUUGCUUCAAGUAAUCCGACAGCAGCAGCUUGAGCUCCAGCGCAUUCAGGCGGCCCAAGGCGGCCCCUCUGCUGAUGAGACCAGCGCUGUGUCCGACAGAUCCAGCCAAGCUAUCCCUACGUCUCAAAGCGGCAUGUCUGCCGGUAUUCCCGUUGGCUCCUACUCUCGAUCACCCGUCUUUCAUCACCCACGCAGUUCCAUGGACCUGGCUAGAAGGUCAAGGACUCCCAGCCGUGGCGCCUCUCCCCGUCUCCGGGCUACUUCAAUCAGCCAAGAGAGCGGUGAAUGGGUGUUAGGGAUGCGUGAUGAGAGCGCUUUUUACCAGGCUGAGACGCAGAUGCUGGUGCGGGAAAACCAGAUGCUGAAGCAUCGCAUUCGAGAGCUCGAGAAACAAUUGGGUGACUCGAGUGUAACGACAACCUCGACAGAACCGGUGGUCCCCUCACAGCUGGCUCAGACAACAGCAGUUAGUGCGGAGGGUGCUCAAGCCUCCAAAUAAGCUCGUGAGCAUCCAAUGUUUCAGAUGAAAUCCUUAGGUGUAUGUUCGAAGAAAAUCUCUCCUUUCGGCGUUGUUGCUGUAUGACUUUGGUCUUGCUUUAUGGCGUUUCCGGACUUGCAAGCCGCACUUGAUCGGCACAUUCAACGAAUCAGUAUACAUUCAUAAUAGACCCUUUUCUUUAUUUCUUUCAUGUCCCAUACAUUACAAUUUCCAUCAUCGUCUCAUACGUCUAUUUAUUCAUAUUUUAUACGAGCGUCUCUGUACAAGACUCGUCAUUAUGGUGUAUGAGACGGCGUGCUCCGCCUGCGACAUCGGAGGGAAAACGCAGUUGGUUUUAAUGGUUUCUUCUCCAAUAUUAACUAUCCGUAAAUUCAUCGCAUCAAGUAACUACG
[Torrubiella] hemipterigena is the source of this 1623-nucleotide messenger RNA. Lineage: Eukaryota; Fungi; Ascomycota; Sordariomycetes; Hypocreales; Clavicipitaceae. The record is from the annotation of a GenBank genome assembly.